Loa loa (African eye worm) is the source of this 1491-nucleotide messenger RNA. Its product is annotated as calreticulin family protein, variant. Gene Ontology annotation, cellular component: endoplasmic reticulum; endoplasmic reticulum membrane. The transcript is spliced from 8 exons. The record is from RefSeq and is a predicted model, not a curated record. Gene Ontology annotation, molecular function: calcium ion binding. Lineage: Eukaryota; Metazoa; Nematoda; Chromadorea; Rhabditida; Onchocercidae. Gene Ontology annotation, biological process: protein folding. The coding region runs from base 1 to 1332 and encodes 443 amino acids.
AUGAAGGUUAAUGACGGAGAUGGCUGGAAAAGGCGGUGGGUACCAUCUGAAUAUCGAAAGGACUAUGGAAAAUUCAACCUUUCCUAUGGUCAAUUCUACAAUGAUCCAGAGGAAGAUCUUGGACUCACUACGACCGAGGAUGUCAAGAAUUAUGCUAUUUCGGCGAAAUUUCCAAAAUUCUCGAAUAGAGACAGACUACUUAUCAUCCAGUAUGCAAUAAAACGAUUUACUCUACCUUAUGAUGAUUGUGGUGGCCUGUACGUAAAGCUAAUGAAAUCAGAUUUGGACCAAAAACGGUUCAGUGGUGAAACUCCAUACGAGAUUAUGUUCGGGCCAGAUAUAUGCGGCAUAUACUUGAAAAAAAUUCAUGCUAUAUUUCGCUACAAGGAUUCUUACUAUCACUGCAAUUCAUUUUUGCCCAUCACUAGUGAUGAACUAUCUCAUGUAUAUACAAUGAUUUUAUAUCCGAAUAAUUCCAUCAAAAUACUUGCCGAUUAUGAGGAAAAAAUUACCGGAGAUUUGGAAGAUCACUACGAUUUUCUUAAGCCACGACGAAUAAUGGACCCAAGUGUGAAUAAGCCAGCUGAUUGGGUUGAUGAAGAAUUUAUACCUGAUCCAGAUGACAAAAAACCGGACGACUGGGAUCAGCCAGAAUUUAUAUUGAAUUUAGAAGUUAAGAAACCAGAUGAUUGGGAUGAUGAAUGGGAUGGCGAAUGGGAGCCCCCGGGAAUGAUAAAUCCGGACUACAAAGGUAAAUGGGUACCGAAAGAGAUUGCAAAUCCAGCAUACAAGGGAGAAUGGAUACAUCCUGAAAUCGAUAAUCCAAAUUAUAUACCAGACCCGAACCUUUAUCUGUACGAUGAUAUCGGUGCAAUUGGAAUCGAGAUUUGGCAAGUGAACAGUAGUACAGUAUAUGACAAUAUCAUUAUAACCGAUUCUAUUGAAGAAGCUAAGAAAUUUGCGGCUCUUACGUUAAAUGGUACUAGAAAAGGUGAGGAAAAAAUGAAGAAGGAAUACGAUGAAAAGCUCCAGCGUGAGGAAGAAAAGAAAAAAGAAGAGGAGGAAAAUUCAAAUGAGAAGCAGGAGGUAAAAGAGACUGGCUUAAGUCGGGAGCACGGAAAAGAGGGAACAGAGAAAAAGGACGAGGAAAAAGAAAGUGGGUCUGACAAUAGUCAGAAAGAAAGAGGGUUAGAAAUGGAGAAGUUAAGAAAGGGUGGAGAAGGCGAAUUGAAAGAAGGUAAGGAAGAGCCAGAAAGAAAUCCGAACAAGUAUGUGGACGAAAGUGAAGGAUGGGAAGAUGAUGUAAGUUUAUCUUCAAGUGAAAACUUAUAAGACUUCCGAGAGUCCUCGCUGACGAUUGACUGUUCACUGAUAUGAAUAUAUAUUUUCCGAUUUACUGCUGGGAAGAAACGACUUACGACUUUAAGGAGACAGAGUUAUUAGCAAAAGGUGACAGUAUGAAAAUUUUUCAGCUAAAUUUUGUCAUUUCAG